This is a messenger RNA of Sungouiella intermedia, 1398 nucleotides long. The record is from the annotation of a GenBank genome assembly. Lineage: Eukaryota; Fungi; Ascomycota; Pichiomycetes; Serinales; Metschnikowiaceae.
AUGUUGAGAUCAGCAAAGAUUCUGAAGCUCCAGUCUGUUGCCAAAAGAUGGUUGGCAUCCUCUUCUGCGGCUGCUCCAGCCUACAAAACAACCAUUCUUCCAAACGGAUUGACGGUGGCCAGUGAGUUCAUGCCCGGAACCAAAACUGCCACAGUUGGAAUGUGGAUUAACGCUGGCUCUAGAGCCGACAACCCAGCAAGCAGCGGCACUGCUCACUUUUUGGAGCAUUUGGCUUUCAAAGGGACUUCCAAGAGAAGCCAGUACAGUCUAGAGCUUGAGAUUGAGGAUUUGGGCUCCCAGAUCAAUGCCUACACCUCCAGAGAGAAUACUGUCUACUACACCAAGUGCUUGGCACACGACUUGGAGCAGAACGUGGAUAUCUUGAGUGACUUGUUGACCAAAUCUAAGCUCGAACCCUCGGCCAUCGAGAAAGAAAGAGCCGUCAUCUUGCAAGAGAGUGAUGAGGUGGACAAGAUGUUUGAUGAGGUUGUGUUUGACCACCUCCACGAGAUUACCUUCAAGGGCCAGGACUUGGGAAGAACCAUUUUAGGACCCAGAGAGAAGAUCAGAACCAUCGACAGAGACGACUUGGUCAAUUACAUCAAGACUAACUAUAAGGGAGACAGAAUGGCUCUUAUUGGAGUGGGAUGUGUCAACCACGACGAGUUGGUCAAGAACGCAGAAAAAUAUUUUGGCCAUAUCACUGCCAGCCCUGUUCCUUUCAAGCAGCACGGCGACGAUAUGCCUAUUUUCUAUGGUUCAGAAAGACGUAUCCAGGAUGACUCCUUACCAAUUACUCAUGUGGCCAUGGCCGUAGAAGGAGUCAGCUGGUCAGCACCAGACUUUUUCACCUCCUCAGUUGCAAACGGAAUAAUUGGAUCCUGGGACAGAUCCAUCGGUAUCGGUUCAGAUUCUCCAUCUCCUUUGACCGUUACAGCAGCCAUGGGUGGCCCAGGCAACCAGCCAAUUGCAAACUCUUACAUGGCAUACACUACGUCGUAUGCUGAUACUGGCUUGAUGGGUGUGUAUUUCACUGCUGAUAGUGACACGAAUAUGUCACUCUUUGUCAAUGCUGUGAUGAAGGAGUGGGCCAGAUUAAAGUCUGGAAAUAUCACCGAGGAAGAAGUUGAAAGAUCCAAAGCCCAACUUAAGGCUUCGUUGGUUUUGGCACUAGACGACUCCACUGCCAUUGCAGAGGAUAUUGGUAGGCAAUUGGUCAACACUGGCUACCGUCUUUCUCCGGAGGAUGUUUUCCAAAGAGUGGAGAGUAUAACCAGACAAGAUGUGAUCAACUGGGCAAACUACAGACUCAAGGAUAAGCCAAUCGCCAUUUGUGCGUUGGGAAACUGUAAGACAAUUCCAGCAUACAAGGAUUUGGUGAAGGGCAUGUCAUGGUAG